Molecule: messenger RNA, 684 nt
Organism: Podarcis lilfordi (Lilford's wall lizard)
Lineage: Eukaryota; Metazoa; Chordata; Lepidosauria; Squamata; Lacertidae
Source: the annotation of a GenBank genome assembly
AUGUCCUCGGCCCUGGAGACCAGUUACUCUGACCUGGAGAGCAGCAGCGACGUGCCCUUUUGCCUCACGGACGACGAAGGCAGCCUCAGCGGCCUACAGGCCCCUUCCCUGGCCGCCCCCAAGCGUCUCGCUUCCCCAGAGCGCGGCCUCGUGAAGGGCGAGGAAGAAAAGGACCGGAAGAGGCGUCGGGGGCGCACCAAGGUCAAGAACGAAGCUGUCCUGCACACUAUCAAGAAGACCAGGCGGGUCAAGGCAAAUGACCGGGAGAGGAACCGCAUGCACAACCUCAACGCGGCCCUCGACGAGCUCAGAAGCGUCCUCCCCACCUUCCCUGACGACACCAAGCUGACCAAGAUAGAGACCUUGCGCUUUGCCCACAACUACAUCUGGGCCCUCUCUGAGACACUGAGGCUGGCUGAUCAGCGCCUCCAGAAACCUUCCAAAGAGAUGGUCCUGCCCAGCUUCUUGAGCUCCGCAGACCCGCCCAGCCCUGGCAGUGACGCAGGCUCCUGGAUAUCCACUGCCUCUCCAGCCACCUCUUCCCUCUCUGCCUGCACUUCGAGCCCUGGCAGCCCAGCAACAUCAGAAGACUGUUGUUAUGGCCAUACGGAGAACCUCUUCUCCUUCCGCUGCCUCCACAAAGACUUGUUGCAGAGUACUUCCUGCUUUGUGCAGUACCAUUAG